Molecule: messenger RNA, 1504 nt
Organism: Micropterus dolomieu (smallmouth bass)
Lineage: Eukaryota; Metazoa; Chordata; Actinopteri; Centrarchiformes; Centrarchidae
Product: glycolipid transfer protein-like
Exons: 5
Coding region: 114-743 (209 amino acids)
Biological process (GO): ceramide transport; intermembrane lipid transfer
Cellular component (GO): membrane; cytosol; cytoplasm
Molecular function (GO): ceramide 1-phosphate binding; ceramide 1-phosphate transfer activity
Source: RefSeq, a predicted model, not a curated record
GGACAAGGACGAAAGCGAUAGGGGCUGGUGGCGCUUCCCCACCCAUCUGACAAGAAGAGAGUUCCGGGUUCUUUCCAGCCGAGCUGCUCGCUACUCCUGCGUACGGCGGGACCAUGUCUCUUUUACUAGAUAACCAAUUCAAAGACCUGCCUCCUGACAAGUCGAUAGAUACAAAGUUGUUCCUGGAGGCUGUCUCUCAUAUUCCUUCUUUUUUUGAUUGCUUGGGAUCAAAAGUGUUUUCAGUCAUCAAAUCGGACAUUAAUGGCAAUAUAAUUAAAAUCAAAGCAGUAUAUCUUAAAGAUCCUGCGAAGUACACCACCCUGCAGGACAUUCUGGUGGCAGAGCGAGAAGACCACGCAGCAGAAUGGCCUAAAGUUGGAGCGACAUUAGCUCUGAUGUGGCUGAAAAGGGGUCUCUAUUUCAUACAGAUUCUCUUGCAGAGUUUGGCAGAUGGAGAAAGGGAUGAGAACAACCCCAACCUAAUUCGGGUUAAUAUCACAAAAGCUUAUGAACAGGCGCUGAAGAAAUACCACGGCUGGAUUGUUCAAAAGAUUUUCACAGCAGCAUUACAUGCAGCUCCCUACAGAUCAAACUUCCUCAAGGCUCUGUCAAAAGGAGAGGAAGUGGAAGAGGAGGACUGUCUGGCAAAUGUGCGUCAGUUCCUGGUUAAUUACACCAGCACAGUAAAUGCCAUCUAUGAGAUGUACACAAAUCUGAACGCAGAACUGGACUACACCGUUUGAUGUCCCAGGAAAUAACUGGACUGGGUGUGUGAUAGUUUCCUACAAAUCCAGCUUUCAGCGAUGGUUUUUAAUAGGAUUGUUUCCUUUCAGUGUGGUAUUUAUUGCUUUGAUUAUGCCUUAAUAGAUAAUAACACUGUAUAUUUGAUCUUAAAAUUAUGCAAAUGCCUUAAAUUUAAACAAAUAUCACAGAAGGUUAUGUUUUUGUUUAAAAUUUUUAAUUUGAAGUCAUUGAAGGACUGUUACAGCAACCGUGCAGCUUUUACUCUUAUGCAGAAUGAUAGUUAUUGUGUGUGUUGCUGUUUUAUUUAUGACAACAGGUGGCUCCCAUCAAGACAAGAAUACAAGACUGUAAACACUGUUAAUGCCUCACAUUCAGAAGUUCUCUGCAUCCUGAGCCCUGGAGUUACCUCCACUGUUAACCUGGGAGCAGCAGCCCCAGUAGUAGUUUUACAUUUUUACGACCCAUUUACUCAUGUAUUAAUAGCUGAAAUCCACUUAGUGCCUUGGUUUUACUGAACACGUACAUAAUAUUUUCAGCUCAGAAUUAAUCUAUUGCAAUGCUAUUUCACCUACAAAAAUUAGCCGAGCCAGAACUGUUUUCUGAGGGCUUCACCUGUUUGAAGUUUGUGGUGUGUCUGUGUUGAAUAACAAGGUGUGAUCAGCUUUUUGUAUUGUAAUGUGGCUUAUUCUGUUCCAGUUAAUAUCUGAAGUAACCAAAUGUCUUUACACAAACAUAAUGUCAAUAAAUAUUUUUAAUUUCA